This is a messenger RNA of Mytilus californianus (California mussel), 4584 nucleotides long. Its product is annotated as glutamate receptor ionotropic, NMDA 2B-like. Gene Ontology annotation, biological process: modulation of chemical synaptic transmission; monoatomic ion transport; synaptic transmission, glutamatergic. The record is from RefSeq and is a predicted model, not a curated record. Gene Ontology annotation, molecular function: NMDA glutamate receptor activity; transmitter-gated monoatomic ion channel activity involved in regulation of postsynaptic membrane potential. Gene Ontology annotation, cellular component: postsynaptic membrane; plasma membrane. The coding region runs from base 537 to 3815 and encodes 1092 amino acids. NCBI's taxonomy places the organism in Eukaryota, Metazoa, Mollusca, Bivalvia, Mytilida, Mytilidae. The transcript has 17 exons.
UCGAUAUAGGAACAACUACGCAUCUUUGAUAACGUAUUUAGAGUUACAUUAUAAUUAUUCCCACUGCAAACCAUCUUAAGAAAAAGAAGGAAAAACAACAAUUCGUUAAAAUAGGGUGAAAUAAACUCUAUAAAAGGAUACUAAAUGAUUACUGAAUCGUAUAUAGGAACUUUACAAGCUUUCAUGUGAUCUAAUUGAUGCGGACACAAGUACAUAUAGUGCCUAAAUUGUGUCUGAUAUACUGAGACUUGCUUUCAGAAUUAAUGAUUAACAAAAGUUCAUAUGAGCAUUGAAAUAAUUUGGAUUUGACAAACGUCAAAAGGUGCCUUCUUACUGGGUUUUGUUCAUCCUUAGAGCUGCGUGGUUCACUCUUUUGACAACAUUUUGUACCGAUAUGUUGUUGUAACAAAAGCUUCAUGAUGUAUAUCACAGCGUGGUGACAGAUUGCCUACAGACUAUGCACUAUGAUAAUAAAGUUGAUCACGUUUAUACGAGGUCAGAAUACGUGAUCCGUACAUAAACAGACUGCUGACAACAUGAACAUACCUUACUUAUGUAACAUCUUCACAACAACCGUUUUGUUCAUAUUAGGAUUAUUUCCUGUGACGUCGCACAGUUUGAUAGACGUUGAAUUUUUAGUCAUAGUUCCAUAUAGUCGUCAAUAUAAUAAACUUCCACAGAAAGUUACAAAAGAAAGUUUUCUAUUGGGCAAGAACAUAAGAGGAAUCUAUGACUUCAAAGUUGUAGGCAAAUUUCUACAUAAUGAAAAUCCAGACGAAAUUUUGAAAAUAUUUUGUGAAGACAUUUUCCCCAAAAAGAUCAAUACAGUUAUGUUUUUGAAUAUAAACCCAGAUAAAGGUUUUUCUGCUGGAGAUUACGUCAUGAGUUUAACACAGGAUCUUGGAUAUCCAUUUAUAUCAUGGGACCCUGAUCUAUCAUUAGCUUUACAGGAAGCGAAGAACACUCAUAUCCUACAGAUGGCACCAACAAUAUCACACGAGAGUAACGCCAUGGUUAAUUUAUUACUACGAUACAACUGGACAUCGUUUACAAUCAUCUCAACUACAUCUGUACAGUAUUUAGAUUUUUUUAAUUCCAUCGAGUUAUUGGUAAAAGAACACAACGAAAAUGGCCAUAUAACACGUCUAUCAAGGUUACAACUAUUGUCAAAGAUUCUUAUAGAUACCUCGUCACAUGAUGAAGCAAAAAUGAAGGUCAAUAUGAAGAGGGACUUGGUAAAGAACAAUGUAAAAGAAAACAGAGUAUUUUUGUUACAUUCAAGUUCUGCAGAGGCCAAAAAUUUAUUUGACUGUGCUACUGAAUUAGGACUGACCAGUAAAGAGUAUAUGUGGAUCAUAUCAUCUUCCAGUAUUGGUAACAUUGUGUCAAGAGCAAGGCGUGCUGCACCAUCGUAUCCACUCGGACUCCUUGGAUUUAAACAUUAUGGUGUUGACGGUCAAACAUUAGAAUCUGUUUUAGACAUAGCAUUGAAAACAUCAAUUUACGUAUGGGGAAUGGCACUGAAAAAUAUGGCGCCUUACAUUAAGAAUUAUACAAUUACACCUAAAAUGUCAUGUAACCAGUCCCAUUUGAACUUCUGGAAUGAUGGAUUAGCACUUUUCAGGCACAUGAAAAAUAUAAGAAAUGUUAGUUUUAUAAAUAAAGAUAUACCGCCGGUUAGAUUUAAUCCUAUCGGGUUAAACCAGUUCAUAAAACUAGUCAUCUACAACACACAAAGUAAAACAACGAACUUGAGAACAGAAAAAGUUUGGAGACAGGUAGGUAACUGGGUUCCACGACAGUCAGGAGGUAGAACUGAAAUGGAUAUUGAAAUGAAUGAUAUAACAUGGCCUGGAGAUAGUAAAUCACCACCAAAGGGGAAACCUGAUCGUCGUCAUUUCAGGAUCGUCACUUUAAAAGAAGAACCAUAUGUCAAGUAUCGAAAAUUAAAUUCAGAAAAGAAAUGCGGUCACCAUGAAGUACCAUGUCGUUUAGUGUACAAUCCUAUACAACACGGGAACGAUAGUACCUUAGCAAACGAAACAGUUUUACGAUGCUGCGCUGGGUUAUGUGUUGACCUUUUGAAGAUUCUUAGCACAGAGAUGAAAUUUGAUUACGAUUUUUACGAAGUCCCGGAUCAGACUUGGGGUCUUCCUGACCAGAUAACUGGGGAGUGGAACGGUCUUAUUAGAGAAGUUAAGGACCGGAAAGCAGACAUGGUUCUGACAUCUUUAAAAAUAACACCAGCACGAAAUGAACAUAUUGACUUUUCUAUUCCAUUCCUUGAGACAGGAAUAACAAUUAUUGUAUCCAUACGGAAGGGAGCUAUAUCACCUACUGCUUUCCUAGAACCAUAUGAUUAUCCCUCAUGGUGCCUAAUAUUGGUGUUCAGUGUACACGCAACAGGAGCAUCAAUCUUCAUUUACGAAUGGUUAAGUCCAAGUGGUCUUAAUAGAGGACGUACAAGCUUGCGAGAUCACAAAUUUUCCUUAUUCCGAUCAUUUUGGUUGAUUUGGUCUAUGUUGUUUGGAGCCUCGGUUUCGACAGAUAAUCCACGAGGCGUGGCCAGUAGAUUUAUGACCAAUGUGUGGGCUUUGUUCGCCCUGGUGUUCCUUGCAAGUUAUACUGCCAAUCUUGCUGCCUUCAUGAUAACAAAAGACGAGUAUUAUAAGUUAUCUGGUAUCACGGAUUGGCGGCUUAGAAAUCCUUAUUCUCUGAAGCCUCCCUUUAAGUUUGCUACAGUACCAAAUGGUAGUACAGAAGAGAACUUGAGACAGAAUCACAAACAGAUGUUCACGUAUAUGAAAACAUAUAAUAAACCCACUGUAGCCGAGGGCAUAGAGUCGCUGAAAGCACAGAAGAUCGACGCUUUCAUUUAUGAUGCUACACCAUUAGAGUACCAAGUCGGUAUAGACAAAGAUUGUAAUUUGAUCACAGUGGGGGAGAGAUAUGCAAUGACAGGAUAUGGAGUAGGUGUUCCCAAAGGAUCGGACCUAAUGGCUGAGAUCAAUGAAAUAAUAUUAGAAUUACAGGAAAAUGGGGAACUGGAACGUUUAAGGAAAUUCUGGUUAGCAGGUGCUUGCCAUAGGAAGCAAAAGCGAGGUCAACACAGUCAAAAUAUUGGCAUCUUAAAUUUCACCAGCGCUUUUAUAUUACUAGCUGGUGGUAUGCUUCUAGGAAGCUUACUCCUUCUUCUAGAACAUAUAUAUUUUAAAUUUGGCAGAAGUUGUCUACGACGUUAUGACAAAAGUGGAUGUUGUGCACUUAUUAGCUUAAGUAUGGGAAAAUCAUUGAACUUUGAACAGUCAGUCAGGGAAGCAUUAGAUAUACACCGAAAACACAAAUGUAAAAAUGCUGUGUGUGAACUUCAGAUAUGGAAAACAAAGCACGAGUUAGAUUUAUCAUUGUUAAAAGUUCAGAAGCUACAAGACCAACUUCGAGCUGUGUCUGCAGUUAAAGGUGCAUGUCGAGAGAAUCAUAAACUAAAUGGUGCACCUGCAUUAUCAUUAAACAGACAUGUACAGAUUCAUAAUGAUAUCGAAAACAAAGUGAAAGAGGAACAUUAUCCUUGUUCAUCUAAUGAAGCUUUUAAACAAAGACAUAUUAGACAUGGUUCGGAUGAAUCGGUAAAAGUACAAUUAACGAAUAUUGACAAUCCUCGUUGGAACAGACGAUCAUUAAAACGUUCCUCUAGUUAUACGAAUGCUGUGAUGAUUGAUCUUCCUGAAAACAGCCAAUCACAAAUAGCCAAAUACGAUAAUGGUCACUAUUAUGUAAGACUUCCAACACAAAACCCGGAUGAUUCUAUCACGUGACAUGUGUCGGUAAAUUACACAUUGUAAAUAGAUUGAUAUGCUUUCUGUUUUAUGCAUAUAUAUUCUGGUGAAAGUUCAUUUGAAAAGAAUUGUCAAAUAUAAAAUAAUAAGCAAUACGAACUGCCAAAAGAACCUGCUUUUACUCAAAAUUCAGUUUCUUAUCAAUGGAGGUAUCGUGGUCAAAGUACAUCUGUGCUCAUCUUACUGAUCAUUAAUACACCAUGUAAACUUUGAUAAAAGCUUUAUAAAAAAGCCUCGAAGUUUCUUUGGGUUGACAGAAGAAGCUAUAUAUUACGAGAUCGGAAUGAUCGUCAAUUGAUUUGAUUUAAAAUAAGUACUCUACCUUUUGUUUUGGUUUGGAAGCAAUAACCACACUUUCGUUUUUAAGGAACAGUCAAUUGUUCUUCGAUCUUUGUAUCUUUAAAUCCUAGGAUUUUUCUAUUUCUUAUGUAUAAAUAUUAUAGUCCCAGCAGAUGCCAAAAAUUGCUCCAUUAGCAAUCAGCCUUUGAAGCAACUAUUAAAGACAUUUUUACUAUUUCAUGUAAGUCCUCAUCAUAAUUGUGUUAGCCGUUAUAACAUGGAAGGAUUCGCCUUCACAUAGCUAGAAUCACAACAAAACAGCUGAAGAAGAUAUUUACUCCAAUUAAUCUAGUACCAAUGUCAUUGACGAAUAAAACAAAAGAGGGUAUGUAAAUAAAACGAUUUAACUAAACGAGAUUGUCAUUGUAAAAAUAUCUUUUCUUUCAUUACAAAUAUAUUUAAUAUUAGU